AUGGCCGAGCCGCCAGCAGCCCUCCGUCAUUUCCAGCCUCCACAGCAGAGGCCCAGAAUAAAGCACAGCCAACCCCCACAGCCUCCACAGCUCCAGGUGGAGAUCAGCCACCCCCCACAGCCUCCACAGCCCCAGGUGGAGCACAGCCACCCCCCACAGCCUCCACAGCCCCAGGUGGAGAUCAGCCACCCCCUACAGCCUCCAAAGCUCCAGGUGGAGAUCAGCUAUCCCCCACAGCCACCACAGCUCCAGGUGGAGAUCAGCCACCCCCUACAGCCACCAAAGCUCCAGGUGGAGAUCAGCUAUCCUCUACAGGGACCACAGCUCCAGGUGGAGAUCAGCUAUCCCCUACAGCCUCCACAGCUCCAGGUGGAGAUCAGCUAUCCCCCACAGCCACCACAGCUCCAGGUGGAGAUCAGCUAUCCCUUACAGCCACCACAGCUCCAGGUGGAGAUCAGCUAUCCCUUACAGCCACCACAGCUCCAGGUGGAGCACAGCCACCUCCUGAUGCCACCACAGCUCCAGGUGGAGCACAGCCACCCUCUACAGCAACCACAGCUCCAGGUGGAGAUCAGCUAUCCCCUACAGGGGCCACAGCUCCAGGUGGAGAUCAGCCACCUCCUGAUGCCACCACAGCUCCAGGUGGAGCACAGCCACCUCUUACAGAGAUCACAACAGCUGAGGAAGCCAAACAAACAACAAAUCGCUCUCAUCAAACUUCUCCACCCUUCAAUGCAACAGAGAGCGUUUCUUCUUUGGCUACAUCUUCCGCUCGCCUGA
Messenger RNA from Menidia menidia (Atlantic silverside), 780 nucleotides. Lineage: Eukaryota; Metazoa; Chordata; Actinopteri; Atheriniformes; Atherinopsidae. The record is from the annotation of a GenBank genome assembly.